Messenger RNA from Xenopus tropicalis (tropical clawed frog), 2507 nucleotides. Its product is annotated as coiled-coil domain-containing protein 171-like. Lineage: Eukaryota; Metazoa; Chordata; Amphibia; Anura; Pipidae. Bases 213 to 1943 code for a protein of 576 amino acids. The transcript is spliced from 13 exons. The record is from RefSeq and is a predicted model, not a curated record.
GCUUGCCUCAUGUGCCAGUGCAGUUUAUAUCAGUAACGGACUAAUUUUUUAAAGGUGCCAAGCAGGUUUAGCCUCCCCUAGCUUUAUUGAAAAUCUGACUAUGAAUGCAUGGUGAGGUUGUCUUCGUAUCAAGAGGGGCAGGGCAGGGACACAGACUAGAGGACAUAGGUGGACGGACUUCUCUAUGAAAUGCCAGAGUGGUUCAAGUCUGGAUGAGAAAUAGCUCAACAGCUAAAAACAAGGACAACAUGACACAUGGUUUCCAGAGCCAGCCUUCUUUUAAUGAAAUUAGAAGGUUGCAGGUGCCUAUUUUCGAAAAGCAAGGCCAUCCUGUUCUGAGCAAUACUACUUCUGACUACCAUUACAAAUUAACCAAGCCUAAGAAUGAAAUUGAUGAACUAAUUGCAAAACACAAUGAAGAGCUACACGCUUAUGAAAAUCAGAUUGCCAAGAUACAGAUUAAGGAUGGAGAAGCAGUUCAACAAAAUUUGAAAUAUGAGUCAAUGGGAGCUGGAAAGCAAUACAGAGUUGCCAGAAUAGAAGGGGAAGAACAGAAGGCAAAUUCUGUACAAAUUCAGACUCAGUUCAAAGCCCAAGUUGAUGAACUGCAACAAAAGAUGUUCAGUGUAGAGAAUAUUUUUCGAACUGCACAGCUUCAUUGGCUAGAAAAACAAAAAACCUUUCAAAAUGACUUACAAAACAGAGAGAACAUUAUUCAGAACUGCUUGAAGGAACAGAAGACCCUAAUUUCAGAGACUCACAGCCUUAAAUAUCAACUGCAGAAAGAAAAGAUACAUGUUCAGGAGAUGCAGCAAAAACUGCUGGAAAUGGAAACUAUAUGUUGUAACAACCUGGUGACUUUGAAACAUCAGAAUAGUGAGCUGGAUUAUAGUGACCAAAAAGAAGAGAAGCUGCAGACGGAACUUGAAGACGCAAAUAGAAGAAUUAAGAGCUUGGAAGAUAAUAUAGAGGCUGAAAAAGCAGCACAUCUAGAAUCUAAAAUGAAUUCUGAAGUUAUCAAGUUGCAAAUACACAAUAUUGAAAGAUCCCUGGAAGUGGAGAAGGCCAGUCUGGUCCAAACAGUUUCUGAUUUAGAUGUGAUAAGGAAUCAGUUCAUUAAAGUAGAAGCAGCUUACAAUUCAGAAAAAAAGAAGGCAGAAGAGUUUGCUCAAAAGCUCAAACAGUCGGAACAUGAUUUCUGUACUUUAGGGAAUCAGCUGAAAUCAGAUUUAGAGCAAGAAAACAGAAUGAUUGCAAAACUCACUGCAAAGCAAAACUAUAUAGAGGACAGUUCUGUCACAAUGGAGCAGGAGCUUGCUAUGAAAGCACAGCCUAACCUGGAAGCUUCCAAAAAAGACCUGGGUGAUCUGCACACAAAAUGCACAGAUCAAGAAUAUCAAAUAGCUGUUUUGAAGAUGGACUUGAAAAAUGCACAAAAUGGCUGGCAGAAUGAGAAACUAAAGGUGUUAGAGUGUGACACAGAAAUCCAGAAGCUUGCAAGGGCUUAUCAGAAUGAUACAGAGGAAAAGUUUACAUUCCUGCACAGCUUGUACCAGCGUUUGGUUGCAGGCUGUGGCCUGGCAAAACACCCACAAAGUUUGUUGGAUAAAUUUUCAUGGAUGGAGCUUUAUACUUUCCUUGAGGAAAAUGUUGAUCUACUAAUCUCAGACCUGAACCAGGCUAAUGAAAAGGUGUCCAGUCUAGAAGGUCUUUGUAAGACCAAGUCUGAGGUUAUGAAGGACCUGCAGAAGAGCUAUGAAGAAUCACUCAAGAAGCUGAGUGAAGAGAUAAAAGCACAGGAAUUGUAUUGGCUAAAACAUAGGAGAGAUAUGGAAGAGCAUUACACAAAGCUCCUUCAGAAGGUUCAAGCAAAGGCAAAGAAAUUUCAGAGUAUAGCUGAAAAAUCCCAGGAAAAAAACAGAAAAAGCUCAGAUAACUCAUGAAACUGUGCACGUAAAAUAAAAUCUGAUUACCUCUAAAAAGGACUUCAAGUCUAUGGCUGGUGCCUUCUGUCCUCUCUAUAUCAGAACCUGUUUGUUGGCUUCCCAGAUUGAGAUUUUUUUUUAGCAUCAAGUUAGCACCUGUGCUUUUUAAAAGUUAGUCUGUAAUAAAAUCUGGACCAGUGUAUUGCUUUUUCAUGUUACCUUAUGAAAUAGGAAAUGUUUUUGUACCCUAUAUGCACUAGAAAUAACUUGAUAUAUAGGUAUUGUAUACUGUAGGUAUUGUUAUAGUUGAUAUUGCAAAUAGAUAUUAGUAAUACAGAGACUGCAUUGCAUCAUUUUUACAGCAGGUGCUAUUGAUGCACUUUAUAUUCGUAUUUAUAUAUGAGGAUUUGAUAGAUCUGGUGGAUUGUUCACUGUUUAUGUAUGAAUUAGUUUUCUCCUUGAAUUUAUUCUGCAUUAGUAACUUGAUAUUAUAAGAUGUCAUUAACAGUUUUAAGUUGCAAGCUAUUUUGAGUAUAAAUUAUUCAUUUACGGUAUUAAAAUUAAAAUCUAUUUCAACUGUUA